Molecule: messenger RNA, 6101 nt
Organism: Pectinophora gossypiella (pink bollworm)
Lineage: Eukaryota; Metazoa; Arthropoda; Insecta; Lepidoptera; Gelechiidae
Exons: 1
Coding region: 96-5399 (1767 amino acids)
Biological process (GO): DNA integration
Molecular function (GO): nucleic acid binding
Source: RefSeq, a predicted model, not a curated record
AUACGCGUAAGUACCUAGUUCAAGGUCACGCGUCCCUGUUGUAAUUUCUACUUUAUAAAAUAUUUACGCUCGCCUAGACUUUCUCAUAAGCCAUAAUGUCUAAGAGUAAAGCUAUUCAUGAACCUGAGGACAGUGAAGCUGUCGAUGUACAGCUACUCCUACUCGAGUCAAAACGCAACGCCAUUUUCGAAAUUGUACAACAUAUUUACGAUUUAACGCCCGAUAUACAUAAAAAUGUUACGGCAAGGGACACUUUCCUCUGUGGAAGCGCAAAUAUCGAUACACUUCGUCUCGAUUUCCAAAAAUUGGUAGACGAUUAUAACUACCGCUUGUUAACUGUAACGCCCGGGGUAAAACCCGAUUAUAAAUGUUUAGUCUCAUUCGAACAAAUAUAUAGUCGCAUUAAACAACUGCGCAGUCAAUAUUCUUCUUGCACUUCUCAAGUUCAAAACACCAACCCGCGUAAAAGUCACCCGAGCUUGCCACCCAUUGAGUUGAUGUCUUUCUCUGGCGAUAUUCGCUCAUGGCCUCUAUUUUACGCAAGUUUUAAAUCCACUGUACACGAUAAUCCAUCGCUCACUGAUGCUGAGAAGCUGUACUACCUGCUAGGAAAGAUCUCGGGCAAGGCUCACGCUGCGUGCGCAGGCAUUACGCCGUGCGCAGAGAAUUAUAACCUUUUAUUUGAAACGCUCAUUGAGAAGUACGAAGACAAACGUACGCUCGCUUCUACCUACAUUAAUCAAUUAUGUGAUUUUAAACCGCUGACUUCUGCGUCCGUCAAUAAUUUUGAGUCGUUUUCUGACAAGUUCGUAAGCGCAGUUCGCGCAUUGAAAAACCUCAAACUUGAUAAUUUAACGGAUUUUAUUCUACUUCAUAUCGCUCUUAAAAAGUUCGAUUCUGAUACAGUUCGCGCGUUUGAAAUGAGUAUUGACUCAAAUAAUAUUCCCACGUUUGACGAGUUUGUAACUUUCAUAAAUAAACAAGCAAAAAUAUUGCAACGCUCGCCUACUACAGCUCACCCUGUAAGUAGUGCUAAAAAAGAUAAUACCCUUUCGCGCCCCCGCUCUAAUAAUGUAAACGCAUCGCCGCCGCACUAUCAGGCCUAUCUGAGUACGGUAGAUUCCGCAAACAAAUGUUUGUGUGCUAAUAUUACGCACCAACAUUUAUUUAAAUGCCCCGAUUUUAAUAAGUUGAUCCCGGACGAACGUUUCAAGGCCGUGAAGGAAAGAAACGGGUGUGUUAACUGUUUGAGUUUAAUACACCGAGUUUCAAAUUGUAAUUCAAAUCUGAACUGCCGGGUUUGUAAAUUAAAACAUCAUACGCUACUUCACUUCGAACGGGAAUCGAACCGCAACCUCUCCGCGUCGACGGCACCGUCGACCGCGCCAUCGCGUCCCGCGCAACCGCCGCCGCCCGUCGCGCCCGCACUGUGCGAGCGCGCGGACGUCGCGUUGUGUGCAACCGGCCCAACGACCGCGACGACACCGCGCGUUGAUAAUGAACAACUUGCCGCGUCUACUACAAUUCUGCUUGCCACCGCGCAAGUAGCCGCGUACGAUAGUAGUGGUAAUUGUCAUCACAUUCGUGUUUUACUUGAUUCUGCUUCUCAGAGUCAUUUUAUAACUAAAGAAUGUUGCGAACGUUUAGGUAUACAACGUAAACAAAUCGAACGCACAAUUAUAAAGGGUUUCGGUGGAUCGGAGAAGGUACUUAAGGGGUCAGUCGAUUUCGAAUUUCAUUCCCGCUUUAAUUCAAAUAUUAAAUACAAUAUUUGCUCGCUGGUCGUAGACCAAAUAACGGAUUGUUUGCCGACUGCCGUGGUUGACAGAUCUGCGCUUCCGCAAUUGAAUAAUUUACCGCUCGCGGAUACUACUUUCGCGACUCCUAAUAAAAUAGACGCUUUGAUAGGUGCAUCGCUUUUCCCGCAUUUGUUAUUACCCGAUGUUGGAGGAAGUGACUUCACGUCGGCGCCCGCGCCCGCACCCCGCGCUGUUAACACAGUUUUGGGUUAUGUUAUUAUGGGUUCCGUACCCACUAUUUGUAACGCCGCGGUCUCUUCACUAACUGCUUGCUGCGUAGUUGAGGAGCCAAUUAACACGCUUGUAAAAAGGUUCUGGGAAUUGGAAGAACUUACCGCUUCGCCCGUUCAAUGUGCCGAGGACGUUGAAUGUGAUGUCUUCUACCGCGCGACCACUGCGCGUGAUCCCACUAGUGGUCGAUAUAUUGUUGGCUUACCGUUCUGUGAGGACGUCUUCUCGCUUGGUGAAUCUUAUGAUAUUGCCCGCAAACGCUUUCUGUGUUUAGAAAGAAAGUUAGAAGCUUUACCUAAUUUGAGAUCUGCUUAUGAUGAAGUCAUCACUGAGUACAUCGAUAAAGAGUACAUAUCGCCCGCACCUUCUGACGACUCUAGUAAGUCGCUGUUACCCAUGUAUGUUAUUCCGCAUCACGGAGUUGUUCGGGAGGACAAAGCUUCUACUCGCUUACGCAUCGUUUUGGACGCCAGCAGUAAGACUGGUUCCGGACGCUCUUUAAAUGACGUCCUGCACAGUGGGCCGAAUUUACAAGGCAAUCUUUUUGAGAUCAUUUUAAACUUUCGCAUUUACCCUGUCGCUUUAACGGCUGAUUGUCGUCAGCAGUUUCUCCAGAUCGUUAUGCGAGACAUCGAUCGUCGCUAUCAACGCAUUCUUUACCGCUUUAAUCCACAAGACCCGCUUGUUCUUUACGAGUUCAACCGCGUUUGCUUCGGCUUGAAGUCUAGCCCGUACCAUGCACUGCGCACGGUACAGCAGCUUGUCUCCGAUGAUGGUUCUAAAUAUCCGCGUGCGAGCGAGAUAGCGUCCAAUGCGCUUUACAUGGAUGACAUUGCGUUCUCUGUAAUGAAGGCGGAGGAUGGCGUCGCCGCCUCUAAGGAACUCAUCGACUUGUUCAAGACAGCUCAGUGGGUCUUGGUCAAGUGGAAUAGCAACUCGCAGACGGUUUUAGAUUCUAUUCCCGCUUCGCACAAACUCACUAAAGAGGUCGAGUUUGAUAAAUCCAUGCAGCACAAAAUACUGGGCUUGCAUUGGUCCACGCAAUCUGAUUAUUUUUAUUUUCAAGUCGCGCCUCGCGAGCAGGAUAAGUGUACUAAGCGCACUAUCCUCUCCACUAUUGCCCGCUUGUGGGACAUCAUGGGAUUUGUUGCUCCGACUAUCCUAUACGCUAAACUUUUGAUAAAACAGCUCUGGCAGCUGGGAAUCGACUGGGAUGAUGAGCCGCCGCCACACAUCAUUAAGAUAUGGAGACAGUUUUGUCACGAGCUUCCAUUGCUCAAUGAUUUUAAAAUACCGCGACAUGUAGGUGUGGUGGAAGACUGCGUCGUCACUUUAGUCGGAUUCUCAGACGCCAGUGAGCUCGCGUACGGAGGUGUGGUAUACCUUCACGUACAGUCCGCUAGUGGUAACACCGUGCAGCUCGUGUGCUCGAAGUCCAAAGUUGCGCCCUCGCAACCGCUCACUAUCGCUCGUCUCGAGCUCUGCGGAAUCGUGUUAUUAUCUAAAUUACUUCGCACAGUUUUAAAUAAUUACGCUGGCCGCUUUGCCGUUAACGUUUGCGCUUUUACCGACUCUAAAGUCGCUUUAUAUUGGAUUAAAAGUUCGCCCCACCGCUGGCAAACGUUCGUCGCAAAUCGCGUCGUCCAGGUGACUGACAACAUCGCCGCUGAUAACUUUCAUCACGUCUCCGGAGUGGAGAACCCCGCAGACUGUUUGUCGCGUGGCGUUACGCCACAGAAGCUUAUUUCGCACCCCCUGUGGUUAAAGGGGCCUCCGUGGCUUGCGAUGGACCCGUCACAGUGGCCUAUUAAUAAAGAGUCCGAGGUACAGUCUAUUGAAGAUAUACCUGAGAGGAAGAUUUUAGCACACCCUGUGACUGCUCCCGCGCAUGACUGCGCUAUAUACAACCUUGCUCAGCGCGUGUCAUCUUGGACGAAGCUAUUACGCGUGAUUGUAUUUGUAUGCAGAUUCACUAAAUUGUUACCUCGCCGUGAGUCCAUGUCCGUUACCGCUAGCGACAUGGAGUUCGCUGAAAUUAAAAUAUUACAAAUUAUACAACGCAAAUAUUUCGUCGACGAAUUAAAUAACUUACGCAAUAAUAAAUGUUGUUCUCCCGCAUUUAAUAAGUUAUGCGCGUUUCUGGACAAUGGUCUGAUUAGGGUAGGCGGUCGUCUCGUCAAUUCUGAUUUAGAUUAUUCCCAUAAACAUCCCGCUAUUUUACCGCGACAUGACCAUGUCAUCGACCUUAUUAUUGAUCAUUAUCAUAAAACGCAUUUACACGCUGGUCCCGAGCUUUUGAUGUCUCUCCUUAGACAAAGGUUCUGGAUACUGUCCGCCCGUCGCGCUGUGAGACAGAGAGUCCACAGAUGUAACAAGUGUUUUCGCAUGAAACCGCGACCCACAUUUCCGCUUAUGGCAAAUUUGCCUGACACUCGUACUACACGAGCUGUCAAAGCUUUCACGCACACCGGCUGCGAUUACGCAGGCCCUAUUUCUUAUACGCCCGUUAGGCGUCGCGGAGUUCAAAGUUUGAAGGGUUACAUCUGUGUCUUCACGUGUCUGACGACACGAGCGGUACAUAUUGAGAUCGCUACUGACCUUAGUACUCCCAGCUUCUUAGCUGCCUUAAAACGCUUUCUCGCGCGCCGUGGUCCGGUACAGUGUAUGUAUUCCGACAACGGAACCAACUUUCAAGGCGCUAAGUCCUAUCUCCGUGAGUUAUAUGAUUUCCUUAAUAAAGAUUAUCGCCCUCGUUUCGAAGAGGAGUUAACAGAAAAUCGCAUCGAGUGGAAAUUUAUCUGCCCGAAUUCACCGCAUUUCGGCGGCUGUUGGGAGAGCAUGGUCAAAAUUAUUAAAACGCAUUUAUUUAAAGUCAUUGGACAACAACUUCUGUCGUAUGAAGAACUUAGUACGGUUCUAACGCAAAUAGAGUGUCUGCUUAAUUCGCGUCCUUUGACUGUUUUAAGUUCCGACCCCGCGGAACCUACCGCGUUGACGCCAAGUCACUUCCUCCACACCGCGCCUCUAUCUUCCCUACCCGCGCCUGAAGUAGAUUGUAAUAACCUUAACUUACUUCAUAGGCAUUCACUGCUCGAUAAACUCGUUCAGUCUUUCUGGGAGCGAUGGAGGAUUGAGUACUUACACAAUCUUCAAUCGAGAGAGAAGUGGAAUACCGCGUCUGUUCCCAUUACGCCGGGGACAGUUGUUAUUAUUUUAACCGAUAAUGUACCUCCUCUCACAUGGCCGUUAGCGGUUGUAGAGAAGGUCCAUCCCUCAAAGGAUGGUAUAGUUCGCGUGGCUACUGUUAGGACUUCUAGAGGUACAUAUCUUCGUCCUGUCGUACGCUUAUGUCCUCUGCCUAACCAGUAAGUUUAAUUUCGCAUUCGCGCAUACUCUUAGACAUUAAGUUUAUUUGUAUAUAUCUAUUAUACGUUAAUUAGUUAUCUAUAACACGCUAUUUGUUUCGCAUAUCGUAACUUAAGUUUAUGUAACUUCGCAUAUAUUUCAUAUUUUUCCCCUUUAUGAUAGUUUCUUAAAGGUGACCCUUUAAGGGGGGCUGGAAAUGGUGGCGCCAUCUAUUGAUUUAAGUAAAUAAAUUAGUAUUGUCUCAUGAUUCCCGCUACCCCUUCCCUGUGCACGUCACAACAAGUGUGCUGAUUGGCCAUUGCGUGUCAUCAGCCCCGCUCCGCGACGCGAAGAACAACCGCCAACCGCACCAGUAUGAAAAUUUACUCCAACGCGCGCGUGUGUGUUACUGCAAUACCUCGCGUCUAAGUCGCAUAUCGCUAAAUUCGCUCCAGAUGUAAACAGUUUUGUUAGAUCUUCGCACCCCCAUCGCUUCAAAGGGUUGCGUAGGCGACUGAGCCACCGUUGUGAACUGGACUGUGCUGUGAAGUGCUGUGUGCUCUGAAUCCCCGGGGAUAUCGUCGUUCGCUGGCGGUUUCAUCGAAAGGUAAGGCGUGCACAUCCUUUAUUUCCUGUCCAUUUUACAGCGUGAGACACUUAUUUACAAUAGAAUCUUACAAAUUCUUAAUUAUCGAAGGCAAACAUAAAGUUCAGCCGCUGGCGCGU